GCUGUGGAAACCAGUGUACUCUAAUAGAGAGCCUCAAGAGUCUCAAUAUCCAUCUUGCAUUCUCCACCGUUUGAUUUUGAUCAAACAAACCAUGCCGAUGAUCUACGUGGAUCGGAUUACUCGCCGGAUCGCGGUCGGAAACCGGGAAGAGGCGACCCACCCCGCCGCUCUCAAGGCGGCGCUGGCGGAGUUCAUCUCAACCCUAAUUUUCGUCUUCGCGGGCCAGGGAUCCGGGAUGGCCUUCAAUAAGAUCACUCAUAGCAGCUUCACUACCCCCUCCGGCCUCAUCGCCGCCGCUAUUGCCCACGCAUUCGGACUUUUUGUCGCCGUCGCCAUCAGCGCUAACAUCUCCGGCGGCCACGUCAAUCCCGCUGUCACGUUCGGCGCGUGCCUCGGCGGCCACAUCACCAUCCUACGUGGCCUACUCUACUGGAUUGCCCAGUUGCUUGGCUCCGUCGUCGCGUGCUUACUCCUCAAGUUUGUCACCAAUGGCAUGACUACAACCGCUUUCGGUUUAUCAUCAGGAGUAAAUGUAUGGAACGGUUUCGUAAUGGAGAUCGUAUUGACCUUUGGGCUGGUCUAUACCGUAUACGCUACCGCACUGGAUGGUAGGAAGGGCGAGUUGGGAAUUAUAGCACCACUCGCGAUCGGUCUCAUAGUGGGGGCCAAUAUUUUGGUGGGUGGGGCCUUUGACGGAGCAUCCAUGAACCCGGCUGUUUCGUUCGGCCCGGCCGUCGUGAGUUGGACUUGGGAUAACCACUGGAUCUAUUGGGCCGGGCCUCUUAUUGGUAGUGCAUUGGCUGCGAUUAUCUAUGAGUUGUUCUUCAUGAACCAUACCCACGAGCAAUUGCCCACCGCUGAUUACUAAUCAUCAUCAAAUGCUUCCAUGGCUUUUCUCCUGUUUUGGAGGUUUUUUUUUUCUUGCUUCUUGUUAAUUAUUUGCAUCCGUUGAUCUUUCUUGGUUUGUGUUGAGAUAGCCAUCACAUCACCGUUGGAUACCCCCUGAAUCAUUGUUGUGUGUUCAUGGAAUGGGAUCCAAAGUAUUGUAGCGUGAUUGGGGUCGGUUGUAUGAUUAAAUCUUGCAUCCUAUUUGCAUUUCAUUUUUCCUUUAGAUUGUUGUGAAUUUAAUGUAUGAGUCCUACAUAUAAUGCUGAUAAAAAAUA
Camellia sinensis is the source of this 1163-nucleotide messenger RNA. RefSeq names its product aquaporin TIP1-1. NCBI's taxonomy places the organism in Eukaryota, Viridiplantae, Streptophyta, Magnoliopsida, Ericales, Theaceae. Gene Ontology annotation, biological process: water transport; transmembrane transport. Gene Ontology annotation, molecular function: water channel activity. Gene Ontology annotation, cellular component: plant-type vacuole membrane. The record is from RefSeq and is a predicted model, not a curated record.